This is a messenger RNA of Columba livia (rock pigeon), 2785 nucleotides long. RefSeq names its product growth factor receptor bound protein 14 (gene GRB14). The coding region runs from base 59 to 2260 and encodes 733 amino acids. Lineage: Eukaryota; Metazoa; Chordata; Aves; Columbiformes; Columbidae. The transcript is spliced from 14 exons. Gene Ontology annotation, cellular component: plasma membrane; cytoplasm. Gene Ontology annotation, biological process: negative regulation of insulin receptor signaling pathway; insulin receptor signaling pathway. The record is from RefSeq and is a predicted model, not a curated record.
CUUGGCACACAGGUAACUGGUCUGGCCCCCGUCGCAGAGCAGUGGGGCAGCUCCGUUAAUGAUUUGUCAAGGCCCUUAUACAAGUGCCAGCUCCGUCCGCGGGAGCGCGGCUGGGCCCCGUUGCGCAUCGCUGAGCGACGGGCCGGCGCUGCCCGGGAGGAGGUUACCGGCCACCCCGGGCACGGCCGCGUCACCGCCCCGCUCAGGCGAAGGGGCCGAGGGGCCCGGCGAGCAGCGCCCGGGAGCGCUGGGCCGUUGUGUCGCUCGGCGGGGCAGCCCGGGCCGCCACCUCCCCUCAGCCGCCCCGACCCCUGUGAGGCGCGUCCGGGUGACACCGUGGCUCAGGGCCCGGGGCCGCACACCUGCCAGGGCCCGCCCCGCCCUGCCGCCGAGGAGCGGAGGUCUUCCCCGCCUCGGCGUGGCGGAGGCAGCCGGCAGGGCGCAGCUCGGCCCCCGCCCGCUCAGCGCUGCCUCCCCGUCGCAGCACGGAGCCGGCGGCCGCCCGCCCCCGCCCGCGCACGUGUGCCGGGGAAGACGCUCGGUGCCGCUCGCCGCCCGGGCGGCGCUUCCCCCUCCUCCUCCGCGGCGGAGCGGAGAGCAGCCUCCGCCCGACACCGCCGGGGCCGCUCGCCGACGUGCUUCCCGCGCGGGCGGCCGCGCAGCCAGGACGUCGCCGCGGCCGAUGGCUGCCCCGCUGCCCGGUGUGCCGCGCGGUGCGGGGCGGGCGGCGGAGCCCGCGAGUGGCGGCCCCCGCGGCGCGGCGCGCUGCCCCUGCCCGCUUCCCCGACCCCCUGCGGGGGACCCGCCGCCCUCGCCCCCCGACAGGAGAAAAAAGAAAGAUGACAAUAUUUUGGAGAUUCCAUCAAUUCCAAAUCCUUUUCCUGAACUGUGUUGUUCUCCAUUUGCAUCAGUUUUGUCAACCAGUCUGUUGCCCAAGGCAACUUCAAGAAAAAAACAGCUUUUUUAUUUAUUGCAGGUAAUUAAAGUAUAUAGUGAAGACGAUACUAGCAGAGCUUUGGAAGUACCACGUGAUAUAACAGCCAGGGAUGUAUGUCAGCUGUUGAUAUUGAAGAACCACUAUAUUGAUGACCACAGCUGGACUCUAUUUGAACAACUUACCCACACAGGUUUAGGAAGAGCUAUAGAGGAUCAUGAAUUAGUGAUGGAAGUCCAAUCAAACUGGAUAAUGGAAGAGGAAAACAAACUGUAUUUUAGAAAAAAUUAUGCCAAGUAUGAGUUUUUUAAAAAUCCACUGGGUUUUUUUCCAGACCAUAUGAUAUCUUUUCCAAGUGAGACCAGUGCAGCUGUAAGCCAUUCUGGGAUAUUACAGAUGUUCCUAAGCUCCAGCACGUAUCCUGAGAUUCAUGGUUAUUUGUAUGCAAAGGAACAGGGGAAAAAAUCGUGGAAAAAAUUGUACUUUAUUUUGAGAAGAUCUGGCCUUUAUUUUUCCACUAAAGGUACAUCUAAGGAGCCAAGGCAUCUGCAGUUUUUCUGUGAAUUCAGCAAUAGUGAUAUGUACAUGUCUUUGACAGGCAAAAAGAUUUCUGGAGCACCAACAAACUAUGGAUUCUGCUUUAAGCCUAACAAAUCAGGAGGAACCAGAGACCUGAAACAGCUCUGUGCAGAUGAUGAACAAACUAGGACCUGUUGGAUGACAGCAAUUAGGUUGCUUAAGUAUGGGAUGCAGCUGUAUCAGAAUUACAUGCAACCAUAUCAAGGUAGAAGUGGCUGCAGCCCUUUGAAUCUAACACCUAUGAGAAGCAUUUCAGAAAAUUCUUUAGUAGCAAUGGAUUUCUCAGGACACAGAAGCAGAAUUAUAGAAAAUCCAACAGAAGCCCUUUCAGUUGCAGUUGAAGAAGGAUUAGCUUGGCGGAGGAGAGGGUGUCUACGACUCAACUCACAUGGCAGUCCUAUUGCCAUGUCUAACAUGGCUAUACACAGAUCUCAGUCAUGGUUUCAUCAUAAAAUCUCUAGAGAAGAGGCUCAGAGACUUAUUUUGCAGCAUGGACUUGUAGAUGGGGUUUUCCUGGUACGUGAUAGCCAAAGUAACCCCAAAACAUUUGUAUUGUCAUUGAGUCAUGGAUUAAAAAUUAAGCAUUUUCAAAUUGUACCAUUGGAAGAUGAUGGGAAGCUAUUCUAUACCCUUGAUGAUGGUCACACCAGAUUUACUGAUCUCAUCCAGCUAGUGGAAUUCUACCAACUUAAUAAAGGAGUACUGCCUUGCAAGUUAAAACACUAUUGUGCACGAAUUGCUCUUUAACCAAAGCAUCUGUUGUUUCAUCAGAGGGAAAGGAAGAUACUAGAAUACUUUUUCCCCUCGAGGCAAUUUGUAUAGUAAGAAAAAGCAUUGCAUUGUAAAGAUUCUAUGUUAAAGCUGCAAAAAAAAUAUUCUAUAUAGAGAAGAAAUUUGUGAUUGUUACAGCAAAAUUACGGUUUAAAAAAACAUUAUUAUAUAAUUCUUUAGUGUUUUCUCGGACUUUGUUUUUUUCCUUCAACUGAAAACAGUUUUUUAAAAAAAUAAUAUUGUGUUAACUUCUAUAAAAAUACAACUGAAGGGAAGAUCUUUGUUCUUAGUUUUAAAAUUAACUUUUUGUCUCUUCAAAUAUUUCAUAAUUUCUGUUCAUCACAUAGAAGAAUAGCACUUACUGUGGUGAGGAUAAAAAGCUGAACUGCACAUUUUAUUUGUAAAUAAAAUGAACAAAUAUUUUGCACUAUAUUUUUGAAUGCUACUUCAAGGAUUAUCAUACACAAGAAGUGAAAAAUCAUUAAAACUACUUAUAACUGA